AGACUUUGCUCAAUCAUAAAUUUCAAAAUGAGAUUUUCGACAUAAAACCACAAUGUUGAAACACCUUGUGUUUUAAGAUGUUUGUUUUCUGAUAUUUUUGUUACGAUGCUUUUUUAUGUUGUAACGCAACUCUUUUGUAAUACUAAUGUACUAUUUGCAUGAAUACAGUUUAAAGCAGAACUGAUUAGUUUCUGGCACCAUUCAGCCAUCAUGCUCCCAUAUCUGUUGCUCCUUACAGUCAUAUUGUCUGGUCAGGCUCAGAAAUUUCCAGGUCAACAGGACAACGAUGCUUGUGUGUGUGAAUUAAGCAGUUCUAUCUGGGCUUUCCCUGCCAAACGGUUCGAGGAAAUCGAAAAACAGGUCAAUAUCUGCGAUGACAACCUGAAAGACUUCAAGGAGAAGAUAAAGAACAACAUUGUAGAGCUGCCAAAGAUGGAAGCCACUCUUAAGAACAUCGUAGAACGUUUGAAACCCUUUGAGUAUCUCAACACCAAUGGCCUGUACAACGCUCUUCACCUGCGGCAGCUGAGCCAGGAAAUCGAAGCGAUCCAUCAGACCGCCAGUGAAGCACACCAGAAUAACCCCAACAAAGAGACGCUUAAACUUCUGAAUGAGUUGACUAAAGCAAAGAACGACAUCCAGAGUAUGAAUAAGGACAAUUUCUUCAAUCUCGAGACGAUGAAAACAAGGUUACGUGACCUCAACAACAGAGCACAAACCUGCAAAACCAUACCAGAUGAUUUUAGAAGCUCUUGUCAUCAGCGUAUCAUGACCAACAUAAGCUCUCCAAUUGUCACCAAGCUUAAUUCCGUCAGUAAGUCAUAUAUCUCUGGUGCUUGGGGGCGAGAUGCUAAAUUAAACAGCAAGCAGCUCUACUGGGAGCAUUGUCUAGUCAGUGGACACAAGCAUGGCAACACAAUCCGAAUUUACAAAUCAUAUGAAGAUUUCAUGGGCAACAAAAACUACAAAGACGAACCGAUUGCAGCAUCUUACAGCGACAAGAACGCCGUCCAGGGCUCUGGCACUAUACUGUACGACAACACUGUGUUUUACCAAUGCUACAGCAAAGCUGAGAUUUGCAGCUUCAAUAUUACAACAAAGACGACCAAGCGUAUAAAUCUCGAUGGUGCUGGCAUCGAUAAUAAGUUUCCGUUCUGCUACUACAGCUGUCGUGAUUGGACAGACAUCGAUCUGGAAGCAGAUCAAGACGCUGUGUGGGUGAUAUACGCCACAGACGAGAACCACGGCAACAUUGUGUUGAGUCGCUUGGACCCGGUGGAGCUCAACAUCACACAUACCUGGAAGACACAUCUGUUUAAGAGGUCUGUCACGAGCACUUUUAUGGUGUGCGGGGUCUUGUAUGCCACACGCUAUGUUAAUACUUACCAAGAGGAGGUAUUUUAUGCCUUCGACACACUCACUGGUCAGGAGAUCAACACUCUUUCUGUGCCUUUUGAGAAAGUCGCAGAGGGAAUAGCCAACCUGAACUACAACCCUGCCGACCAGAAACUAUACCUGUAUAAUGAUGCCUAUCUGUUAGCAUUUGAUGUCUUCUUCUAAAACAUUGUCCGACAACUUUUUUAUUGUUUAAAGUAAAAUUACACAUCAUGGAUUUGUUUUGUAGGGUGACUGGAAUUUGAUUUGUAGUCUUCCACACAGUCUGCAAUAACAAGUACAGUUUUUAUUAUUAUGUGACUUUUAGCAUUUUUCAGGUGACAAAAUUAAUUGUUUGAUCAAUGAAUUAAAUAAAUGUGUUUCGUUGGUAUUUUAUUAUUUUAUGGAACCUGAAUAAAAACAUGGAUUGAAUGCACUGAGACGUCUGCCUAUUUAUAUGCAUGCAUGAAUAUCAAAUGUGUGUACAGACCCAAACAUUUAUAUAAAACCUGUACUAUUUUGUUAAUAAAUUGUAAUAAAACGUGUAAAAGGUUGUCCAGUUUCUGCUCGUGCUUUUUACAACCGGAGGCUCGUGAUUUUUACGCAUCGACACCGUCAGUGAUGUAGUACGUUUUGCAAAGACAAGCCUACAUUUUAUUUCAUUUUAAUUAACAUAAGCGUGAAUGCACAUCGCUUGACAGGUGGUAGUCACAAUCUAGUUAAAGUAUGGUUAAAGUCCCCGUGAACCGUAAGUUGCGAUCGUUUUAACUUCCGUAUUUUGACGUAUUUCCGAAUGAAAUAGAAUUUCUAAUAAGAAAAACAGUGGGCGUGGCUUUUGUCUCACUCUGCGAUUUGAUUGGAUGUAUAAAAACAGCCCUUGCCUUUUGAAAUGGAACUGGCAGCAGACUGACAGUUGAAGGGGAGGAGUUAACGGAUGCUCCGCCCAAGCCAUCUAACAUACGUCAUUUAAGAUGCAUAGUCAUUACAGGAAGGAAGUGCAUUUUCAGAUUUUAACUAAAGCUUAUGAGGGCACACACAUUUUUAAAAGAGAAUGACCCACAUUGAUAAACUAUUUACAAUAAACCUUACAAUAAAUAUUU
Molecule: messenger RNA, 2474 nt
Organism: Triplophysa rosa
Lineage: Eukaryota; Metazoa; Chordata; Actinopteri; Cypriniformes; Nemacheilidae
Product: olfactomedin-like
Exons: 5
Coding region: 211-1560 (449 amino acids)
Biological process (GO): signal transduction
Source: RefSeq, a predicted model, not a curated record